Scylla paramamosain (green mud crab) is the source of this 8248-nucleotide messenger RNA. It is a transcript of the gene Oseg6, whose product is annotated as WD repeat-containing protein 19-like. The record is from RefSeq and is a predicted model, not a curated record. Gene Ontology annotation, cellular component: intraciliary transport particle A; cilium. Lineage: Eukaryota; Metazoa; Arthropoda; Malacostraca; Decapoda; Portunidae. Bases 354 to 4391 code for a protein of 1345 amino acids. Gene Ontology annotation, biological process: intraciliary retrograde transport; cilium assembly. Gene Ontology annotation, molecular function: protein binding. The transcript is spliced from 28 exons.
GCUGUGUUUGUAAACAUUCCAGCGCGGAAAUGUUGAGCCGCGGCAUUGACUCUGAGGUGUGCGCUUGGCACCUGUUGUGACAUCCUGCAGCAAACGUUUAUUUGUGUCCAUGAAACUACUGUGCGUUAUUUUGAAUGUUAGCUGAAGUCAGGAGACUCAUCCCUAAGGACAUUUCCGAACUAGUUCAGGCUAGACAUGUAAACCACAGUUGGUCUGUGUAAGGAGGUUUGAUACAGCACGUGAAAACUUUAUGCCCAGCGUUAUGAAAGUCUGAGUAUUUACCAGAACACGACAUUUUCAUAAAGUCAUUCAGGCACCUGACGUGACUGCCCCACCCAAGCAAGAGUAGUAGCAUGGCUUCUUACAAGCGAGUUUUCAGUCUGGGGAGUCCCCAUGGCCCAGGAGGAGUGUUCUUCACCUGGCAGAAGGCUUCAGGAGGAUUCCUGGCCACAACAGGUUACAACCAGGUGGUCAACAUUUAUGACAGGCAUGGCAACCUGCGGGAACAGAUACACCUGCCAGGUGUGUGCUCAGGUUUUGGUUGGGACAAGGAUGGUGCACUGCUCUCCAUCAUCAAUGAUAGGUCUCCUCUUGUCCAUGUGUGGGAUGCCAAUUCAGGGCGAGUGCAGCACCUGGACUCAGGGCUCCGGGACACCCUUACUUUCCUGUCCUGGUCUCGCACGGCACCCCUGUUGGCUGUUGGCACGGCCAAGGGCAAUCUUAUGAUCUACAACCACCAGACAUCUAGACGGAUUCCUGUGGUUGGGAAACACAGCAGGAAAAUCCAGAGUGGCAGUUGGUCAACAGCAAACCUCUUGGCCUUGGGGGGAGAAGACAAGAUUCUGACUAUCAGCAACAGUGAAGGGGACACGCUUCGCACAACACCUCUGCGUGGGGAGCCCUCAGACAUACAGUUCUCAGAGAUGAAGCAAGAUGAGAGAGCUAUGUCAGAAAAUACAGUCAGUCUUAUUGUUGCUAAGAAGACAUUGUUUCUCUACAAUUUAAAUGAUCCUGAAAAUCCAAUAGAGCUAGCCUUUGAGAACAGAUAUGGCACCAUUGUGACAUACAAGUGGUAUGGGGAUGGCUACAUCCUGCUGGGUUUCUCAGCAGGCUACUUUGUGGUCAUCUCUACUCACCUGAAGGAAAUUGGACAGGAAUUGUUUCAGGCCAAAAAUCACCGAGAUGUUCUAAAUGACAUUGCCAUCUCUACCUCCCUUAGCAAGGCUGCCUCAUGUGGGGAUAAUUUCAUCAAGAUACAUGAAUUGACAAACCUAAAGGAGUCGUAUGCAGUUGUCACAGUGGAUGAUGAGCGUGGCCUGGACUGGCUGGAGUGGUCUGAUGACGGGCAGCUAUUGGCUGUGGCAUCACCUGCAGGAAAUAUCCAUGUGUACCUCACCAAGCUGCCGGUGUUGGGAGGCUCACACACCACUCGCGUAGCCUUCCUCACUUCUCUGCUGGAGGUGACAGUGACCAACAUUGUGGAGAAGGAGAGGCCAGUCACUGUGAGUGUGGAUGUAGAGCCCACCUUCCUGGGAGUGGGGCCGUACCAUCUAGUGGUGGGCAUGAACAAUCGGGCAUGGAUCUACACUCUGGGAGAGGACUCUGCCAUGCUGCUGCGAGACCGAGAGUACCUUGGCACCAUCACCUCAGUCAGGGUCAAUGCUGACUAUGCCUCUGUUUUGUAUGAAGGAAAAAUCCAGUUCCACCUGCUGGAGGGAGAGACUGGGGAAGAUGAAGAAAGAGAGGCCCGCCUCUUCCCUGAUCCAGACCAUGCAGACAUGCACAUCACUGACCAUGCCCUCACUGCUGACUUCCUUGUGUAUUCUACUGAUACUGGGGGAUUGUUCUUCUUCUUCAUUGAGGACUGGCAGAUGGUAGGUGACUACCGGCACACAGCAGAAAUUGCCAGCAUCUAUGCCGAGCCCUCAGGUCGUCGUAUAGUGUUGGUGGACAGCAAGGGGGAGGGAUACUUGUACAACCCAGUCAAUGAUGACUUGCUGGAAGUGCCACAGUUUCCAGGGUCGUGUCAUGGCUGUCUGUGGGAGAACUCACCAAGUGACCGGCACGUCUUCACCUUGUUUGAUGAGAAGCAACUCUACACCUACAUCUACCACCAGGAGCACAUCAAAGGUCACCAUUUGGAGUUAAUUGGAGUGACCAAGUUCCCCACCAGCCAGGUUCCUCUACUCCUUUACAAUGGGGAGGUGACACUUCAGACAGCCUCAGGGAAGACAGUGCCAUUGAUACUUUCUUCACACGAGAUGGAGGCCAACAUUCAUGACUACUCCCAUGAACAGCUCAGAACAGCUCUCAAAAAGAAUAUUUCUCUCAGAAGGUUCAAGGAUGCAAGUGCUAUAUGCCAGGUGUUGAACAACAAACAGGAUUGGGAGGACUUGGGAAAAGGCUGCCUCUGGUGCCUCAAUCUGGAGUUAGGCAUGCGGGUGUUCCGGCAGCUGGGAGACGUGGGAAUGGUAUGGUCUCUGCAGAGUCUCAAGGAUCUGGAGGACCCACUGCUGCUUAGUGGACACUUAGCCAUGUUCCUCAAUGAAUUUAAUUUGGCUCAGGACUUGUACCUGCGUUCAUCCUCCCCUGUGGCUGCUCUGGAGAUGCGCCGUGACCUGCUGCACUGGGACCAAGCACUUCAACUUGCCAAGAAACUCUCACCUGACCAGAUUCCUUUCAUCUCCAGAGAAUAUGCACAGCAGCUUGAAUUCAUAGGGGACUACCCUGGAGCCCUCACUCAUUACGAACGUGGUGUAGUCAAUAUAGGUGGCUCAGAGGAUCAUAAUGCUGCAUGCAAGGCUGGCAUUGCACGUACUGCACUCCGAUGUGGGGACAUCAGAAGAGGUGUUAAUAUUGCUGCAGAGAUGAACAGCCGCAUGCUGAAAAGAGAAUGUGCUGAGAUCUUGGAGAGUAAAAAGCAAUACUCUGAGGCAGCAGUGCUAUAUGAAAGUGGCAACUUACAUGAGAAAGCUGCAAGCCUUUACAUCCGACUCAAGAACUGGAACAAAGUUGGACAGCUAUUGGUCAACAUCAAUUCUCCAAAGAUGCAUUUACAGUAUGCCAAGGCCAAGGAGUCUGAUGGCCAGUACCGGGAGGCUGCCACAUAUUAUGAGUCAGCGCGGGACUAUGAGUCAGUGAUUCGCCUACUACUGCAUAACCUCAACUCACCUGAAGAAGCUGUGAGGAUUGUGCGGGAAACCAAGAGUGUAGAAGGUGCCAAGAUGGUUGCCAAAUUCUUCCAGAAGCUAGGGGACUACAACUCAGCCAUACAGUUUUUGGUGCUGUCAAAAUGCAUGGAUGAAGCGUUCCAGCUGGCUCGCACCCACGGCAAGAUGGAGCUGUAUGCUGAGAUCCUGGGCUCAGAUGCUACACCAGAAGAUUACAAAAGUGUUGCUCUGCACUUUGAAAAUGAACGAAAUCACUUCCUUUCUGGAAAGUUUUAUUAUUUAUCUGGUGUAUAUCCAAAGGCAGUGAAGCAUCUGAUCCGUGCAGCACAGAGCACCAGUAGCGAGGACUCAGAAAGCAUCCAGAUGGCCAUUGAUGUGGUUGCUGCUGCUAAUGAUGAUGGACUCACACGCCAAUUAAUUGACUUCUUGAUGGGGGAGGUUGAUGGCAUCCCAAAGGAUGCAAAAUACCUUUUCCGACUCUAUAUGGCUAAAAGCCAAUAUCGUGAGGCAGCAAAAACUGCCAUCAUCAUAGCAAGAGAAGAGCAGAAUUCAGGAAAUUACCGCCAUGCCCAUGAUGUGCUGCUAGGAAUGUAUGGAGAGCUGCAGCGACAGAAGCUCAAGAUUCCUGCCGACAUGAGUUCAGCUCUUCUGCUUCUUCACUCCUACACACUGGCCAGGCUGUUGGUACGCAAGGGGGAUCACCUCAAAGCUGCCAGGAUGCUUAUUAGAGUCUCAAAUAACAUUUCCAAGUUUCCAGCACAUAUGGUCCCCAUCUUAACCUCCACUGUUAUUGAGUGCCAGCGAGCCGGACUCAAGAAUUCUUCAUUCACUUUUGCUGCCAUGCUGAUGCGUCCUGAGACUCGUGGUCAGAUAGAUGAAAGAUACAAGAAGAAAAUUGAAGCCAUAGUGCGCAAACCACAGAAGAUUGAGGAGGAAGAAAAGAGGUCACCUUGCCCAUUCUGCACAACACCUAUUGAGGAGACUAGCCUUGAAUGUGCUCAAUGUCAAAACUCCCUGCCAUACUGCAUUGCUACGGGCCAGCACAUCUUAGCGGAUGACGUAACCAUCUGUUCUUCCUGCAAGUUUCCAGCUAUAAGGACUGAGCUGAUAAAGCUGGUACAGGAUGGAGAAGGCUGUCCCAUGUGCAGUACAGUCCUGGAAGUCAGUAAGCUUACCCCAUUAACAAACUGGAAGACCAUUAUCCUCAAUGUAGAAACUUAGGAUUAAUAUUAAGGCUCAACAUAUUACCAAAAAUUCAAGUGUAAGACAUAGACUACACAUUAACUAAGUAAACUUAUCUAGUCACUUGAAAGCCAUAGAUUAUAAUUAUGCAAGUUGUUUAUAUGUUUUCUGUCAUCAUUUUGUAUUAACUUUUUAGGUUGAAUUACUAUACCCUUACUGUAUAGGGAACCACUAUAGUAAAUCUAUUUUGCACUAAGCAUUUGGGUGUGGCUGCCUUAGGGACCUGGCUUUCCUCUGUCCUGCCUAAUCUACCUUCACUGUGCUUAAGAUGAUCUGAAAAUACCCUUGUUUUCAAUUAGUCUUUAUUGGCAUUAUGUUCUACGAAAUAUACAUUUUCAUCACAAGUAAAUCUCACUGCUGUGAGGCACACAAGAGCAUGUGGCACAUGCAGGAGGGAAAGUUUUCAUUGUAGAUGGUGAUCAGAUGAAGUGAUCUUGGUCACCUGCCUCCACCUGACUUGUGGUGCACAUUUGUGGCUGGUCACUGUAUGACCUUGACAUCACAAAGGGACAUUGUCAAGUGUCAUGGUAUAUGCACCAAGAUCAUUGCUAUUAUCCUCAAAUAGAUGAAAAAUUCAUAAUAUUUUCACCCUUAUAUUCAUGUUGAAACAAUUAAUAGUCAAUGUAUCUAACAGAAAUAUGAGUAUUGUGAUCAACAUAGCAGAGUGAUGGGCAGGAGAAUCCCCACUAGGUAAACCUAAGUGCUUAGUACAAAAUAGAUUCACUAUAGCAUCACAAAAUAUCACCUGUGUAUAUGAGUGCUUCUGUUAUUUAAUUUUUACAAUUUUUACAUAUGAGACACUGAAUGCAGGAAGGGUGUAACCAUUAAAAAUCACCUCUCUGAGUUACAGGUGGUGAUUGUUACCAUCACCAAAUUUUUAGUUGUUUGAAAUGAAGAGUUGGUAUGUCAUCUACACACAAGUCCUAAAGUCAGUUACUUUUCUCCUUCCAACCUCCUCUCAACUCUGGAGUUGGUAGCUGGUGGGGCAUAAGCAGCCAGCCAAUGAAAGCUCACUUUAUAGCUGGGGUAUGUUAACAGUGCUCUCUCUGCCAGUCACAUGCAUUGCUUGUCAAGCAUGAGGCUUUAGUCUCCUUGAUAUCCUGAUGCCUGGAGCAUGUGCUCUUCUUUGCUGCUUCAGUAUAUUGGUUAAUUUUGAGGAAAUACAUAGGAUAGUGGCAUUCAGUUCAUCAGACAGUGAACAGGAGUGUCACAAAAGAAAAGCUUCAGGAUAUGAGAGACCUCACAAAGUAUAUUCCACAAGCUCACCUGCCCUUUUUUGAGGAUAUAUUCAUCACACAGCAAAACUGGGUCCCCUUUUUUUUUUAUCAGUGUGCCUUUUUUUUUAUUAUUAUAAUUUUGUUAUCCUUGGCUGGUGCCCCUCCUUCAUUAAAAAAAAAAAAAAAAAAAAAAAAGUGCAGGUGUAAGAGGAGGAUGUCACUGGGAAGAUGGAGUCUGACCCAGAUGACAACUUCCUGGGUUAUUAAUCCUGACCUCCCUCCACCCCACACUAGAUUAACAGCAAUGGGUGUGUAAGUAAUGAUGAUUUUUAACUUAAAACACUUAUUUCUUUCUUGCUAAUGCCAGCAUGUAUGUUACAUAUAUAAUUACCAUAUUUCCCACCAUAUAAGAAGCACUGGAGUAUAAGACUUACCUAUAACUUGGCAAGGUAUAUUCAGAAAAAAUAAUAUAAGACCAUCUUUUCCCUGAACCUGCCCCUCAAUUGGGCUUUGGUCCAAGUUGCAGCUCAAACCAAUGCAGAAGAGCAGAAAAUAUCAUACCAGUUUAUUAGCUAUCAUAACUGUCGCUGAACAAUUAUGACUAUGAUACUACCUUAUGUUGCUUCCUGUCUUUCUCUGUGUUCAAGAUGUUCCACUGUUGGUCAAAGAGUUACAAUGCUCCUACCCAAAGCAACUGUUGACUUGAAAUGGUAAACAAAACACUCCCUGUGCAUGAUAAAGUUUCUGACCUUGAUCUUGAUGCUACAGGUUUUUAUGUUUUAGCUUUAUUUUGGUUCAUAACCAUUAGCUAGUAAUUCUAAGUUCUAUUUUAAUUUGUAAUCAUUAUCUAAUAAUAUAUUGUAUCGAGGGUUUUGUGGUUUUAUACAAAAAGAAGCAUUUUAGAUCUGUCUCCCCUGAAAAUCUCUCCUGCUCACACACAUCCUGGUGUUUGAAAAUCGUGUGCCUUGGGCCAUAACUAAGCAGGACGGAAAACUCAGUCAAAUGUUAAUAUUGUACAAUCUGAAUAUCAGAACCAGGCCGAGGAGUAUGUCAUUUAGAUGCAGGAGAAGCAGAUAAGUUAUAGGAGGAUCCCAGAAGAAUUACACUGUGCAGAAAUGGUGGUGGCCAAUCAAUGGUGGCCACCCACAGCAAGGAGGGUUACUGACGUCAUCCUCAUGACCUGUGCAUCAAGCUGGACCGCUCUCUUGCUCGGAUCACGCUUAAGGAAGGAUGGUGUCUACCCUCGCUAGCUCUCCUGCUCUGACCUUCAGGCAGACAAGAUGUUGGUGCCUCUGAGCUGCAAUGUUGCCUUCGACCUGUGGAAGGGGCAUCUGCAGCCAGGACGUGGGCCACACCUAGCUAGCGAAUAAGAGUGAAGUGCCCAGGAGACACACAAGACAGAGGUGUUGAGAGUGAAGUGUCAAGGAACGCCACAAGGUGACACCACACAGCCUACAAGGACCUGCUGAAAGCCAAACCUGGCCUUGCUGACUCCUGCAGCCCUCACCCAAGGCCUAACAUCAUCACCCCAACUCCUGCUACACCACCCCCUGAGGAAGGAUGGCCAUGUGGUUGGUGGUACCCAAGGCCCUCCACCUCACCUGGAGACCUACAUGCCACCAGCAGCUACCCCAGACAUCAUCCAGCCACACCAAAAGCAGAUAAGCACUCCUGGGAUCUUUAGUUGUGUCAACUAGUUAGUUCAGUCAGGAGUCACUGGAUAGAGUUAGGCAUCCUUCCGAGUCUUCUGCUAUUUGUGUUAUUAUAAUUAUUACUUGAUCUGAGAAUAAUAGAGUAAAGUGUUUAUUUUUUUUUAUUUCUUUUUCAUUUAGAUUGGUUCUAUAACUGUUUUGGAGGUUAAUUGAGAAGAGUAUUUCAGACAUUUUUUUUUUUAGUUUUAUUUUAUUUAUUAUUUUAUUUAUUUAUUAUUUAUUGUAAUUGAUUUAUUGAUUUAUAUUUUUCAUUCUUAUUUUUAUUCAACUAAAUGUGACCAUGAAAGCGGCACAAUAUAAACAUCCAUAUUUCAUUCUGGGGUCAAACAGUAGUGCUUUGGUAUUAUUCUAGUACCAGUAACCAUAACCCAUAAGCCUACCUAAACCUAACCAUCGAAAUAUAAGACACAUUGUGAUUUUUUAAAUAUGGUAUUUUGCUUUUUAUACCAAUGAAUUUUUGAAUGAAAUUUGUUUUUUAUAAAUUCAUGGAAAUUUGUGUAUGAACCAGAGGCCAUCAAAACUUCUAUAGUUGAUUACUUAACUGCAGCAAGCUUAUAUGCUAACAUAAUUUUCAAAAUUAAUUUCUAAUGUUAUGUAGGCCUAAAAAAAGGUAGGCCUAUUCCUUAUGUAUAUUUAAUUUUAUUUUUCCUUUUAUAAAACAAAUAUGUAUAUCACUGAAACUACCAGCCAAGACCAUUACAUUGAUGUAUGAUAAUUAUUAUUAGAUCACAACAUUGUCUUUGCACCUUCUCCAAAUUUAACCUCUAAUUACUCAAAAUGGUGGUACUGGCAUUUACAGCCCUCCUGCAUUCGGUGCCUCUUAUACGGUCAGCUUCAAAAUAUAUGGUGUGAGUGGACAAUUCAGUUUUCACAUAAAUGAAGAAAUGAAAUAUAUAUAAAACACACC